This is a messenger RNA of Rhinolophus ferrumequinum (greater horseshoe bat), 1015 nucleotides long. It is a transcript of the gene GSC2, whose product is annotated as goosecoid homeobox 2. Lineage: Eukaryota; Metazoa; Chordata; Mammalia; Chiroptera; Rhinolophidae. Bases 1 to 918 code for a protein of 305 amino acids. The record is from RefSeq and is a predicted model, not a curated record. Gene Ontology annotation, biological process: regulation of transcription by RNA polymerase II. Gene Ontology annotation, cellular component: nucleus. The transcript is spliced from 3 exons. Gene Ontology annotation, molecular function: DNA-binding transcription factor activity, RNA polymerase II-specific; RNA polymerase II cis-regulatory region sequence-specific DNA binding.
AUGGCCAGGCCCGGUGGGGCGCGGGAGGCGCCCUCCGCACCUUCUCGGUGGCGUCUCCCUGACCGGACAGGAGGACGCACGCGGGACACAGUACUUCCUGAGGUCGUCCUCCCCACGGCCUGGCGGGCCCCCGCGCCGGUGCGAAGCAGGAUCUCCCGUCGCCGCGGUCGGGGAUUAGCGCGCUCUUGGCCGCGCGGCAGGAUUAGCCCGCGUGGACCCGGCGCCCGGCCCGGGGAUUAUGGCGCACUCCCCCCGACGUAUAUAUUCCCGCGGCGGCAGCGGCGGCGGUGGCGGGUGCGGGCGGGCAUGGCGGCCGCCAGGGGUGCGGCGAGCCGCGGGGGCCCCGGGCGGCCCUGCCCCUUCUCCAUCGAGCACAUUCUCUCUAGCCUGCCGGAGCGGAGCUCCCCCGCCCUGGCCGCCCGCCCGCCGCAGCCUGCAGACCGCCAGAGCCCCGCAGAGCCGGGGAAACCCGUGGCACCCAAGGCACCCUGCACCUGCUGCUGCUGCUGUGGCCCCCGCGCGGCGCCCGGCGGGCCGCCGGAGUCCGCCGCAGGGUUGGGCGCACGGCUGCCGUGGCCGCUUAGGCUGGGGCCCUCGGCGCCCUUGCCCUUGGCCGUGCCGCCUGGAGGCGCCGGGACGCUGCCUGGCGCCGGCGGCCCGGGCCCCCAGCGGCGCACGCGGCGCCACCGCACCAUCUUCAGCGAAGAGCAGCUGCAGGCGCUGGAGGCGCUGUUCGUGCAGAACCAGUACCCCGACGUGGGCACGCGCGAGCGCCUGGCCGGCCGCAUCCGCCUGCGGGAGGAGCGCGUGGAGGUCUGGUUCAAGAACCGCCGGGCUAAGUGGCGACACCAGAAGCGCGCGUCAGCGUCCAUGAGGCUCCUGCCGGGAGCCAAGAAACCCCCUAAGGAGAGCUGCUGAUGACUCUGGGAGGUACUCCUGGGCUUGGCCGCGUCCUUCGGGGCGGGCUCAGAGAGUGAACAGUCCUACGCGAAAAGGAGCUGAUGCCACCUGCCCC